Molecule: messenger RNA, 2548 nt
Organism: Eimeria maxima
Lineage: Eukaryota; Apicomplexa; Conoidasida; Eucoccidiorida; Eimeriidae
Exons: 5
Source: RefSeq, a predicted model, not a curated record
AUGCAGAGACGGGGGCUGGUGCUGGUGGCCCUUCUAGGGCUCCUGCUGUGCUGCUGGUCUUUGCGCGUGGAGGGCGCUAAGGGAAGCAAGGCGAACCCCAGCCCAGGUUCGCCCGUUGCUGAGGAUGAGCCCGUUGGGGCUGAGGUGCCUGCAAAUGAAGCUGCGCCGGAUGAUCGGUAUCCUAGUGCCUUGAAACGCCUAAGGGGGGCAAUUCAGAGGGCUCAGCCCCUUUGGACGUUCAGAAUGCAGUCUUUACGGAGGAACCGUGAUGAAAUGAGGUAUGAGUCUUCAAAGGUCCCUAGAAAAGCCUCUAGGCACCGAGCGCUGCUACUAGCCCUAUUGAUUGGAACUGCUGUGCUUCUCCGUAGCAUUCACCUCGCUAUAUCCAGCAAUAAGUUUAGAGACAACAGUGCUCUCAGAAAGAGGCUCCAGGUGUGGAUGGAACUGUUAGAAAUUGAAAAGGCGAAACUGGCGAAGCUGAAAAACAACUUGGCGGAGUUGCAGAGUGCGAACGACCAUAAAGAGGGGCUCCUUCAGAGCCAGCGGCUGCACAUAGAACAGGAACAAAUGCUUUUGCGCGGCGAAGAGGAAGAACUGAAAAAGAAGGAGACCCGCGUGGAGGGUCUCAGGGAGACCCUGGAGGCGGUGGAGAGAGAAGUCGCACGGGCACAAAGUGUGUUAGAGGGGCGAGACUUGGAAAGCGAACGAGCUCAAAACAGAAAGACUAGGGGGUUUCGCACAGCUAGCCAGGCCGUUGACCUGAUGCAGCAGGUGGGGGCGGCGUUUGACACGGCGGCUUAUACAGGAUCUCGUUCCAAAUCGAGGUCUGCCUUUUCAGCGGAUCACAUGGAGCUCACGACAAUGCGUGCUGCAAUGUCCGUGUUAGACUCGCUCCCAAAGAAGCCGUUGACUUCCGACCAAGCCAAGGACAUUCUGAAAGCCCGCCGGCUGUUGCUGGGGGCCGUCGUCCGGUGUCAGGCUGCAACAUGGGGCGCCAUAAGGCGGCUACUGCAGCUGAAGGCGGAGUGGCAGACAGAGAUGCUUCUGGAGCAAUCCGGUGAAUCUGGGCUCGACAACUUGAGCGCCCUGGCGGAGGAGGAGUGGUACAUGCAAGAUAAGAUGCAAGAGCGCAGCAAGCGCGACCUCAAAUAUCUUGAAAACCAGAUGCAGAUAUGCUUGACGAGGCAGCAACAGCUGCAGGAGCGCCUGGCCUCUAGCGAACCCCUUGACGAGCAGGAAGUAAGUAAGCUGGAAGUCUUGCUCUUCCAUUGGGAAAACUACGAACUAACCGUGCGCGCCCGAAAAGCGCUCAUCUUGUCGACGGAAGCUCAGGCCUUUACAACCCGCGAGGCGUUUCUCAGGGAAAGGCUCGCGCGAGUGCAGCGAGCCUUCGACCAAAAGGCAUAUAGGCGGAGGCGGCUGCCGACCGAUAGCAUUCGGCUGACCGAGAUAGAGACAUCUAUUUCGGCAAUCAGCGAGGAGCUGGCGGAGCUCAAGCAGAUAUACGAUAUGGCCAAAAAUAUCAGAGCGGACUAUGAGUACACUCGUAUUGAAGGGGAGGAGCUGCCGACUCUGAGGAGCGACAAGCAGCCCUUAGACCCUCUGCAGCAUUUGGAAUAUGAAGACAAACGCCGUGAAAGUGUGUACUCGAGGCCUGUCACGGCCUCUCUGGUAAGAAGACAAACAGCAAUUCAGCUUCCACAGGGGCAGUAUCUCCCAACUUCUCUCGCCGCCCUUGCGCCUCCGGAAGAGCAAUCUGGACACGGUGACGUUGCUUACCGAUACGAAUACUACCACCCCGGGGCCGACGAUAGACGGAGAACAAUGGAAGCAGCUUCGCCGAGUUAUGAUAAUACCAGGGGAGUCCCAUUAGCUGGAUCUAAGGUCCUUGCGAAACUUGCAGCUGAAUCUAAGGUCCUUGAGAAAGUUGCAACUGAAUCUAAGGUCCUUGCAGAACUUGCCAACCUGAAUGAAUCUGCAGACGAUGGUGGAGUGCGUCGAGAUACGUUUGGCCGUGACGUGAAGGACAUUCCCUUGCUAGCAGCUCACACUCCCGUGUUGAUGCGGCCUCCAGAACCUGCCUAUAUCCCCGGCAGAUCACCCAGAUUACCCGAGGGCGUUGUCUUGGAACAGGACAUGACGGACGACGAAGCCAGUGUUUCACCGCCGAAAAGCAGGGUUGAUGAAGCCGGUGGAUGGCACAGCCCUGUUCCCUUCGUUGAUCUUUUCUCCUACAUAACAGCACGCCCUGAUUCACCAGAAGGUGGUGAUGGAUCUGCCAUGAAUAUGGGUGAGGAAGGCUCAGCGCUUGGCGAAGACAGUACAUCUGAAGAUGGAGAGGUUCCCCCGUUGCCAACUGCCCCGCCCGUUCCGCCACCUGUGUCUGAGGCUGCCGGUGUACCCGUGGCGGAGGCGGCGAUUACCCAAACUCCAGGCAGCGAGCAGGUGCCGGAGGAGCCGGAAUCAGGAGAUGAAGAACGACCUACAACUCCAUCAGAAGGGUCAGCCCGUUCAGAUCUGCGGAGCGAAUCUCCGAGCCCGCCGCCCA